Panicum virgatum (switchgrass) is the source of this 903-nucleotide messenger RNA. RefSeq lists its product as uncharacterized. Lineage: Eukaryota; Viridiplantae; Streptophyta; Magnoliopsida; Poales; Poaceae. The record is from RefSeq and is a predicted model, not a curated record. The transcript is spliced from 2 exons. The coding region runs from base 232 to 516 and encodes 94 amino acids.
GUCGCAGCCACGACCGAGCUGGCCACGGCUCAAGCUCGACUGGCAAGGCGGCAGCUGACAGGAGUAGGGGUUAUUGGUUUCUUCCGCUUCAGGGCAUCUCGAAUUCUCGAUCUGUUGCGGCGGAGGCAGCGAGUGGCUGGGGAUUCGCCGGGGUUAGAGUGAGAGCUGCGAGAGAAGAGGAGGAGCUAAGGAUCAUUCAGCUGAGGGAAAGAAAGCAGCAGAUCGAGGAAGAUGUGCAUGGACAGAGCCGCCGUGCCGGUGAAGAGGGUCUGGCUCGGCCUCGCCGCGCGCCUCGGCCUCCGUCGAAAGACUGGGCUGAGGAAGCUGAGGAAGGAGGUGCGGACGUGCGAGUACCGCGACGUGCAAGUCAUGUGGGAGAUGCUGAGGACGACGGACGGGCCGGUGCCGCUGGCCGAGAAGGAGGCCGCCGCAGCCGCGGCCGUGGCGGCGGCCGCCAGCGCCAGGAAGAGGAAGAACGCGUGGAGGCGGUUCAUCAACUACUGCUGCGCGUUCUGAGCGACUCGUCCAUCAGCCUGCAGGAUGAACCUUUCUACCGAUCCUAGCUCCUGAAAGAUCAAAGAUCGCUAGCUUUCUGGUCUCUGGACUCAGAUCUUGAGCUCGAUCGGGUUCUGCUCUUGGCCGGUGUCGUCAGCGAGCUACCAAGGAGCUCAGCUCGUCCGAGACUGUUCCCCGGCGAAGAUCGAGAGAUCGAUCGCCCCGGCGAGGCGGCGGCGAGAGAGGAUGUGGUACAUAGGAAGAGUUUGAAGUAAGUGUAGAGAGAAAGAAAAUCGCGAGUUGAUCGCGAUGUACAAAAAUAACUGGAAGAAAGGCUUUUGGUCUUGAUCCGUAUCAGUGCAAAUUCUCCUCAAAAAAGAAAUUAAUUAAUCACCCCGGUGUUUUCCA